Molecule: messenger RNA, 1098 nt
Organism: Aureobasidium vineae
Lineage: Eukaryota; Fungi; Ascomycota; Dothideomycetes; Dothideales; Saccotheciaceae
Source: the annotation of a GenBank genome assembly
AUGAAUUGUCUCCGCCAGACCCAUGGUCGACUCGUCAGCAGCAACAAAGCACUCACGCUACUGCCGACCAUAGGAGCAUCGCUUCCUGCAAUCUCUGCUUCUACUCCAUCGCACAUCCCCCUCACACCCAGAACCUCUGUCGUCUAUGGCUCUAGCUCCUCAACACGGUGGAAAACACGCCAGACCCGCGACCACUUUGCCCGAGAAGCCAAAGUCGCAGGCCUAAAGUCUCGCGCGGCCUUCAAGCUCCUCGAACUCGACUCGAAACACCACAUUUUCCGCAAGGGCGGCACGGUUGUGGAUCUGGGCUAUGCGCCUGGUAGUUGGAGUCAGGUUGCCGUUAGCAAGACGAGUCCAGGUGGUAGAGUCUUGGGCAUCGACAUUAUUCCCGCACAGCCGCCGCGAGGGGCCUCGAGCAUCCAAGGCAACUUNUUGAGUGCCGAGGUGCAGGCUGAGGUGCGAAGAUAUGUGCGCGAUCCAACACUAGGGCGAGCGAGAGCAAGAGUGACAAUGUCGAAACAAGGCGAAGGCGAGGCCGAAGAAGAGGAGGGUGCAACAGAAGAAGACGUCGAGAGUCAAGCACGUGGUGUGCUAAGCCUGGCGCAAGAGACAAGGCCAAAAGAGAACGUCGGGCAGCCUGAUCAGCAAGACCAACAAGCAGACGAAGAGGCGGAACAAGAAGCACAACUCAGCGUGCGGAAAAAGGACCUCCGCGACGGCAGAGUUGUCGAUGUUGUGCUAAGUGACAUGUCAGCACCCUGGGAGCAGACCACUGGCCACUGGAUCAGGAGCGUUAGUAACCCCAAACGGCCUUGCGUUCGCACCGGUAGNGACCUCUGCAAUGCUGCCCUGACCUUCUGCUACGACACCCUCCGCACCGGCGGCCACUUCAUGUGCAAAUUCUACCAAGGCGCCGAAGACAAGGCCUUUGAAACCCGCCUCAAAAAACUCUUCGACAAGGUCCACAAAGAAAAGCCAGAGUCUUCGAGAAAGGAGAGCAAAGAAGCAUAUUUUGUCGCGUUGAGGAGGAAGCCUGAUGUACCCAGGGAACUCGUCUUUCCUGACGACUUUGUGGACGAGAACGAAUUUCCUGAGUGA